GGCGGCUCCGGUUACCGCCGCCUCAGUCCCCGCGCCGAGGCUGCGCCGCCAGCUGCCCGCGCCGCGCCCCCCGCGCCGCCGCCAGCCCCGCCGCGACAUGGCCUGCGCCGCCCCGCGGCGGCCCGAGACCCCGGAGCGCGGCGCAGCCGGCCGCUGAGAGCGGCCCCGAGGCGGCAGGCCCCGCCGGGCCCCGGAGCCAGCACCCGCCGCGGCCCGGCUCCCCGGGCCGGCUCCCUGCGCCCCGCCUGCACCCUGCCGCCGCCCGCCCAGAGCAUGGAGACGGCGGAGAAGGAGUGCGGCGCCCUGGGCGGGCUCUUCCAAGCCAUCGUCAACGAUAUGAAGAGCUCCUACCCCAUCUGGGAAGACUUCAACUCCAAGGCCACGAAGCUGCAUUCCCAGCUGAGGACCACUGUGCUGGCUGCUGUGGCCUUCUUGGACGCCUUCCAGAAAGUGGCUGACAUGGCUACCAACACCCGAGGGGCCACACGGGACAUCGGCUCCGCACUCACGCGUAUGUGCAUGCGCCAUCGCAGCAUCGAGACCAAGCUGCGGCAGUUCACCAAUGCCCUGCUGGAGAGCCUCAUCAACCCACUGCAGGAGCGCAUCGAGGACUGGAAGAAGUCAGUCAACCAGCUGGACAAGGACCACGCGAAGGAGUACAAACGCGCCCGGCAUGAGAUCAAAAAGAAGUCUUCAGACACACUGAAGCUGCAGAAGAAAGCGCGCAAAGGGAAAGGAGACCUGCAGCCCCAGCUGGACAGCGCCCUCCAGGACGUCAACGACAUGUACCUGCUGCUGGAGGAGACCGAGAAGCAGGCGGUGCGCCGGGCCCUGAUCGAGGAGCGCGGCCGCUUCUGCACCUUCAUCACCUUCCUGCAGCCUGUGGUGAACGGCGAGCUGACCAUGCUGGGAGAGAUCACCCACCUGCAGGGCAUCAUCGACGACCUGGUGGUGCUGACCGCAGAGCCCCACAAGCUGCCCCCCGCCAGCGAGCAGGUGAUCAAGGACCUGAAGGGCUCGGACUACAGCUGGUCCUACCAGACCCCACCCUCGUCACCCAGCAGCUCCAGCUCCCGGAAGUCCAGCAUGUGCAGCGCCCCCAGCAGCAGUGGCAGUGCCAAGGGUGGCGGAGCCCCGUGGCCUGGGGGCGCCCAAACAUACUCACCCAGUUCCACCUGUCGCCACCGCAGCCUGGCACAGCCAGCUUCCGCCACCGCCCGCCUCUCCAGCAUCUCCUCCCACGACUCUGGCUUCAUCUCUCAGGACGCCACCUACUCCAAGCCUCCCUCGCCCAUGCCUGCAGACAUCACCAGCCAGAAGUCCUCCAGCUCUGCCUCCUCCGAGGCCUCGGAAACCUGCCAGUCGGUUAGCGAGUGCAGCUCUCCCACCUCGGACUGGGCCAAGACCGGCUCCCACGAGCAGCCCUCCACCCUGCAGCGGAGGAAGGACCGUGUGGAGCUCCUCCGGGACACGGAGCCGGGCCUGGCCAGCGGGGGCACCCCGGGCCCCAGCGGAGAGGAAACUGCACGACCCCGCAUGUCCCCGGCCACGAUCGCAGCCAAGCACGGUGAGGAGGUGUCGCCCGCAGCCAGCGACCUGGCCAUGGUGCUGACACGCGGCCUGAGCCUUGAGCACCAGAAGAGCAGCCGGGACUCACUGCAGUUCUCCAGCGGCUACAGCACGCAGACCACCACGCCCUCCUGCUCCGAGGACACGAUACCCUCCCAAGGCUCCGACUACGACUGCUACUCGGUGAACGGGGACGCGGAUGGCGAGGGCCCCCCUGAGUUCGACAAGUCAUCCACCAUCCCCCGCAAUAGCAACAUCGCUCAGAACUACCGCCGCCUGAUCCAGACCAAGCGCCCAGCCUCCACCGCGGGGCUGCCCACCGCCGGGCUGCCCACCGCCUCGGGCGCACCCCCUGGCGUGGCCACCAUCCGCCGAACACCAUCCACCAAGCCCACCGUGCGCCGCGCCCUCUCCAGCGCUGGCCCCAUCCCCAUCCGGCCACCCAUCGUCCCUGUGAAGACACCCACAGUGCCAGACUCUCCCGGCUACAUGGGGCCCACUCGGGCAGGCAGCGAGGAGUGCGUCUUCUACAGCGACGAGGCUGCCUCGCCCCUGGCGCCGGACCUGGUGAAGGCCUCACCGAAGAGGCUGAGCCUGCCCAACACGGCCUGGGCCAGCCCAGCCCCCGAGCCUGCAGGCUACCCUGGGCCGGGCGCCGAGGACGAGGAGCAGCAGCAGCUGGCAGCCAACCGGCACAGCCUGGUGGAGAAGCUCGGGGAGCUGGUGGCAGGAGCUCACGCCCUGGGCGAAGGCCAGUUCCCGUUCCCCACCACCCUGUCGGCCACUCCUGCCGAGGAGACGCCCGCCCCACCCCCAGCAGCCACCAGCGACCCCCCAACUGAAGACAUGCUGGUGGCCAUCAGGCGUGGGGUGCGGCUCCGCAGGACCGUCACCAACGACAGGUCGGCACCUCGCAUCUUGUGAUGGCGCCACCCUCCCACCUUCUGGCCAAGUGCCAGGCAAGUAGCCUGGCUAGCCUGGCUGGUGAGCAGUGGCCACUCAGAGUGAAGGCACAGCCAGGAGAGGGCAGAGCCAAGCAAGCUUUUUUUUUUUUUUUUUUUUUUUUUUUUAAGUCGCACGAGGCAAAGCCACUUUAUGGAAAGAAACACGCAGCUUGGACUUCAGCAUUUAAACAGGAAGUGACUUCUUUAACAAACCUCGCCAUAAUGGAGCCUGCAGGCCUUGACCUGGAUUUGGAGCCUCUUUUAUACUCUCCUAGCCUAUACUCUGUCCCUCCUCUUCCUCCCUGCAGGCCUUGCCUUCCCCCAUCUCAGUGAGCCCCCUAGCCGCUCCCCCACCCACUGCGGAGGGGCGGGACCGGCUCUCUGCCCCGCCCCCCGGCAUGGGCCCGCAGCUCCGCCCACUCGGCGGGCUGUGACCAGGGGCUGGCGCGGCGUCUUGGGCCUUUCGGGACUGAGCCUUUUGUCCCUCCCCCCCCACACCCCCGUCUCUGCGUCACCCAUGCUCCUCUCCAUCUGGGAGGCAGGGUGGCUGGGAGGAGGGAGGGCAGGGGCCAGGUGCCCCGUCGGCAAAGGUAGCAGAUUUUGACAAUGUGUGCAGAGUGACUGGUGGUUGUGGGGGCAGGUGAAGGUGGGAGGGGGGACCCCCGCGGCCUAGGGCCCCAGUACAGGGAGCCUGCCUGGAGGAGGCUGGAGACUCCAAGGCAGCUUCUCCUGCCCUGUGAAGUGCGCCUGGGGCGGAGGUCAGGGUGGGACAGCAGGGAUGGCGUCCAGAGGCCCCGGGGUCAUGGGCCCAGACCCCCAGGAGCUGCUUUCAGAUGUCUGGUCCUCGUUUGGGUACAAGGCUGAUUCUGGUGUCACUUUGCUCUCAGUUUCGGCCACAUUUGGGUGUGGGGGCUGGAGCCACAGGGGGUGUGGGGGUUAUUGUAUGAGCAUAAUAAAAUGGAGCUGACUGGACCAGGGCUGUGCGUGGGGACAGGGUGGACAAUACAGGGUGUGUCCAAGAGUGCCUGAAGGAGCCGGCGCAAGGGGGGACCCAUAGUGGUCUGUGGGCUUAUGGCAGGGGGAGAAGGACCAAUGGGCUCCCCAAAAGCCGAGGAACGGCCGUUCUCCAGCCUCUGGAGCAAAGCCAAAUCAAGGGCUUUCGGCCCAUCUGGGUGUUGGGGGUGGGGGGCCUUCUGGCCAGGUCAGGCUGAGGGCAAGUCCGGGAAGAUUGGCUUUGACUCUCUGUUGCCAGAGGAGAUGCCAUCCCAGGACGCCUCUCGCCCGCAGCGCUAGCCCCUGAGGACAGUGAGGGCAGGGCAGGGCCGGCUGCAGGUCCCCCCCCCCCCCCCUGAGCUCCAAGUUGUGCCAACUCCAAGCAGGUCAAAGCAGGCUCACCUCCGCGGAGCAGAGCUUCCUGAGGCACUACAGGCCAGCAGAGAGCUGGGCUCAAAGGGGGGCAGGGGCCCCUGGAGUCAGGAGAACAGGCUUUUCCUGGUCAGGAUGCAGCGCAGUUAGUCUGAGUCUCCCUGCAGCGAGUCUUGGCAGUUGUUGUGCGGGAGCUGGGACCUGGAUGGGGCUGGGGAACCCAGGGUGCCCCUGGGUGGGCGGAGCCCCGGGCUCCCCCAGGGCGGUGGAGAACGGUACCUGUAAGUCGUUAGGUCUGAGGACAACCUUGCUGAGUGCUCCGGUCAGCCCCAGAGCCCAGGAUGGGGCACCUGGAGGGGCCCGGGCAAAGGAGGGCCUGAAGGAGCCAUAGAGCAGGUGGCCAGUGUGGGCUGUCCCGGGGCGGGGCUUACACUGCCCCUCCCUUGGGGCCGCGCCAGGCGUUGCCCAGGUGGGCCGAUGGAGUAGGAUGCAGGAUGUGUGAUGUGAGCAGGGCAUGCGCAGUGGGGUGGAGUUGCGGCUUGGUCCCUGCGUCCCAGAGAAGAGUUUGCUUCCCGGGCACAGGGGUGGCUUCGCAGGUGCAGGGAGGUUGUACCCCCUCCUCGCUCACCCCCUUCCGCUGUGAACCACCCCAGGGCUGUACAUAACCCUCCAUCCCCUGCCCAUCUCUCAUCCACUUAGUGACCACCUCGUAGCACCUGGCCCCCGGGAUCCGAGCCAACCAUCCCGCAUCACAGACUUUGGUUUGGGGGACUUCUUUACAUUUGUUUUAUUUUUCAUUUUGUACAGAGACAUAUUCUUUUCAAAGUCUUUUGACUAAAGUAACUUUUCUGGUGCUGUUGUUAACUUGUUCCUUCUGUUAAUUUAUUUCCCCACCCCAGGCCUCCCCCCUCGUCGUCCCCGCUCACCCUCUCCUCCAGUCACCCACUCCGCAUCCCCCCACCUGAUGGAACCAUUUUGUUUCUUUUCUCUCUGUCGGUUUUUGGAUAAAUUAUCCUCCGCUCCUUCCCCUCCAGCCCACCCUGCCCUUGAUUUAAAUAGUCACUGCUACAAGUAACAAAUGCACUGUGAAGACCCCAGUAUUAAUAAAGUUGUACUGUAAUUAACA
This is a messenger RNA of Artibeus jamaicensis (Jamaican fruit-eating bat), 5004 nucleotides long. It is a transcript of the gene MTSS2, whose product is annotated as MTSS I-BAR domain containing 2. Gene Ontology annotation, cellular component: cytoplasmic side of plasma membrane; actin cytoskeleton. The coding region runs from base 274 to 2493 and encodes 739 amino acids. The transcript is spliced from 14 exons. Gene Ontology annotation, biological process: cell projection assembly; plasma membrane organization. The record is from RefSeq and is a predicted model, not a curated record. NCBI's taxonomy places the organism in Eukaryota, Metazoa, Chordata, Mammalia, Chiroptera, Phyllostomidae. Gene Ontology annotation, molecular function: phospholipid binding; actin binding.